CGGGGCAGGAAGAGUGAGGGCGAGAGCCACUCUGCGGGCGGCCGGCGCUGGGCUGGUGACCAGGACUCACCGCGACCUGCGCCCCCUGUGCCUCGUGCGCCCCGCGUCCCCCGCGACCCCUAGACCCGGCGGCAAUGGGAGCCGGCUACUGGCGCGGACCACGCCUCUGAGACCCGCGACCGGCCACCGGGACCAUGAAGAGCAAUCAGGGCCGCAAGGGCGGAGGGGGCUCCAAGGACCUCCGCGCGGGACUCAAGUACAACUCGCGGCUGGAGAACAUGAACGGGUUCGAGGAGGGCCUGGAGUUCCUGCCCGUCAACAACACCAAGAAGGUUGAGAAACGAGGCCCCAGGCUCUGGGUGGUGCUGGUGGCUGUGCUUGUCGGCAUCCUCCUGCUCUCCCUCACGGCCGGCCUCCUGGUGUGGCACUUCAAGUACCGGAACACGCGGGUCCAGAAAAUCUUUAAUGGCUACCUGAGGAUCACAAACGAGAACUUUAUGGAUGCCUAUGAGAACCCAAACUCCACUGAGUUUGCAGAGCUGGCCAACAAAGUGAAGGAGGCGCUGAAGCUGUUGUACAGUAGGAUCCCGGUCCUGGGCCCCUACCACAAGGAGUCUGCAGUGACUGCCUUCAGUGAGGGCAGCGUCAUUGCCUACUACUGGUCAGAGUUCAGAAUCCCCAGCCACCUGGUGGAGGAGUCCGAGCGCGCCAUGGCCCAGGAGCAUGCUGUCAAGCUGCCACCCCGCACCCGCACGCUGCACUCCUUCGUGCUGUCCUCAGUGGUGGCCUUCCCCACUGACCCCAGGACAGUACAGAGCAACCGGGACAACAGAUGCAGAUUCGCCCUGCACGCCCGAAGGGGGGAGCUGAUUCGCUUCGCCACACCCGGCUUCCCUAAUAGCCCCUACCCGGCUUCUGCCCGCUGCCAGUGGACGCUGCGGGGGGAUGCCGACUCCGUGCUGAGCCUCACCUUCCAAAGCUUUGACGUCGCACCCUGUGACGACCGUGGCAAUGACCGGGUCGUGGUGUAUGACACCCUGAGCCCCGUGGAACCCCGCACGGUGGUGCGGCUUUGUGGCACCUACCCCCCCUCCUACAACCUGACCUUCCUCUCCUCCCAGAACGUCCUGCUUGUCACACUGAUCAUCAACACUGAGCGGCGACACCCUGGCUUUGAAGCCGCGUUCUUCCAGCUGCCUAAGAUGAGCAGUUGUGGAGGCUAUUUACGUGGAGCCCAAGGGACGUUCACCAGCCCCUACUAUCCGGGUCACUACCCUCCUAACAUCAACUGCACUUGGGACAUCGAGGUGCCCAACAACCGGAAUGUCAAGGUGAUCUUCAAAGUCUUCUACCUGCUGGAGCCCGGUGUGCCCCUGGGCUCAUGCCCCAAGGACUACGUGGAGGUCAACGGGGAGAAGUUUUGCGGCGAGAAGUCCCAGUUUGUGGUUGCCAGCCAGAGCAGCAAGAUCACCGUGCGCUUGCAUUCGGACCAGUCCUACACUGACACAGGCUUCUCGGCUGAGUACCAGUCCUACGACUCCCGUGACCCGUGCCCGGGGAAGUUCACGUGUAACACGGGGCGCUGCAUCAGGAACGAGCUGCGCUGCGAUGGCUGGGCCGACUGCGCCGACUACAGCGACGAGCUCGACUGCCAAUGCAACGCCACCUACCAGUUCACCUGCAAGAACAAGUUCUGCAAGCCCCGCUACUGGGUCUGUGACAACGUGAACGACUGUGGGGACAACAGCGACGAGCUGGGCUGCAGCUGUCCGCAGGAGACCUUCAAGUGUGGCAAUGGGAAGUGCAUCCCGAAGAGCCAGCAGUGUGACGGGCAGGACAGCUGUGGGGACGGGUCCGACGAGGCCACGUGUGACCGCGUGAGUGUGGUCACCUGCACCAAGCACACCUAUCGCUGCCAGAGCGGGCUCUGUGUGAGCAAGAGCAACCCCGAGUGUGACGGGGUGAAGGACUGCAGCGACGGCUCCGAUGAGGAGAACUGCGACUGCGGGCUGCGGCCGUUCAACAGGCAGUCUCGGGUGGUUGGAGGCAAGGAUGCAGAAGAAGGCGAGUGGCCCUGGCAGGUGAGCCUCCACGCCCUGGGCCAGGGCCAUCUGUGCGGGGCUUCCCUCAUCUCUCCCACCUGGAUGGUGUCUGCAGCGCACUGCUUCGAGGACGACAGAGGAUUCAAGUACUCGGACCCCACCCUGUGGACGGCCUUCCUGGGGCUGCACGACCAGAGCAAGCGCAGCGCAGAGGGGGUGCAGGAGCGUGGGCUGAAGCGCAUCAUCAGUCACCCGUCCUUCAACGACUUCACCUACGACUAUGACAUCGCGGUGCUCGAGCUGGAGCGGCCUGUCGAGUACAGCAGCACCGUGCGGCCCAUCUGCCUGCCCGCUGCCACGCACGUCUUCCCUGUGGGCAAGGCCAUCUGGGUCACCGGCUGGGGCCACACCUAUGAGGGAGGCACUGUGGUGCUGGUCCUGCAGAAGGGAGAGAUUCGUGUCAUCAACCAAACGACCUGCGAGAAGCUGAUGCCACAGCAGAUCACGCCGCGCAUGAUGUGCGUGGGCUACCUGAGUGGGGGCGUGGAUGCCUGCCAGGGCGACUCCGGGGGCCCGCUGUCGAGCGUGGAGGCAGACGGCAGGAUCUUCCAGGCUGGUGUGGUGAGCUGGGGUGAAGGCUGUGCCCAGAGGGACAAGCCAGGCGUGUACACGAGGAUCCCUGUACUGCGGGACUGGAUUAAAGAGCAGACUGGGGUGUAGAAGCAGGGACCAUCCACCAGCCACCCCAACGUGCACCCUGCGGGCUGAGAACAGGGUCAGGACCUGUACCCCCGGAGCCCAGACUGAGCGGAAUCCCCAGGACUCUGGAGAUGGUGGACCCGCCUGCAGAGCCUCUCACCUCUGUCAGCCUCCAAGGACCGGACAGAGGUGGGGGCGGGAGUUUACCUGCGAUGCCCGGGAGCAGAGGCUUGAAGACCAGAGCCUCUCUCCUCCAGCCUUAGGCGAGGCCGAGGCUCCUUCUUGAAGAUCUGCUUCCUCUGCCUCUCUGACCCAGGAACAGCUGUGACAUUGCAUCUGGGUGGGGCUGGUGGGGCGCUGUGGGCUCCUAGGGACACGUUCUUCCGGAAACCCGGGUCAGAGGACCCUGGAAGACUGACAGGUCCACGAUCUGAAUGGUUUCGCCAGCUCCCGGGGUGGAGUUCAAAGUGUGUAUUUGUGUGAAUGAGUAAAAUACUUUAUUUCUUUUUA
Molecule: messenger RNA, 3251 nt
Organism: Phyllostomus discolor (pale spear-nosed bat)
Lineage: Eukaryota; Metazoa; Chordata; Mammalia; Chiroptera; Phyllostomidae
Gene: ST14
Product: ST14 transmembrane serine protease matriptase
Exons: 19
Coding region: 195-2762 (855 amino acids)
Biological process (GO): proteolysis
Cellular component (GO): membrane
Molecular function (GO): serine-type endopeptidase activity; protein binding
Source: RefSeq, a predicted model, not a curated record